Molecule: messenger RNA, 1068 nt
Organism: Globicephala melas (long-finned pilot whale)
Lineage: Eukaryota; Metazoa; Chordata; Mammalia; Artiodactyla; Delphinidae
Gene: OPN1SW
Product: opsin 1, short wave sensitive
Biological process (GO): G protein-coupled receptor signaling pathway; visual perception; phototransduction
Cellular component (GO): photoreceptor outer segment; plasma membrane
Molecular function (GO): G protein-coupled photoreceptor activity
Source: RefSeq, a predicted model, not a curated record
AUGAGCAAGAUGUCGGAGGAGGAGGAGUUUUUUCUGUUCAAGAACAUCUUGGUGGGGCCGUGGGAUGGGCCUCAGUACCGCCUCGCCCCUGUCUGGGCCUUCCACCUCCAGGCAGCCUUCACGGGCUUUGUCUUCGUUGUAGGGACGCCACUCGAUGCCACAGUGCUGGUGGCCACACUGCGCUACAGAAAGUUGCGGCAGCCACUCAACUACAUUCUGGUCAAUGUAUCCCUGGGGGGCUUCAUCUACUGCAUCUUCUCUGUCUUUGUCGUCUUCAUCACCAGCUGUCAUGGAUACUUUGUCUUCGGCCGCCAUGUUUGUGCUCUGGGGGCCUUCCUGGGCCGUACAGCAGGUCUGGUGACAGGCUGGUCACUGGCCUUCUUGGUCUUUGAGCGCUACAUCAUCAUCUGUAAGCCCUUCGGCAACUUCCGCUUCAGCUCCAAGCACGCACUGAUGGUGGUCCUGGCCACCUGGACCAUUGGUAUUGGUGUCUCCAUCCCACCCUUCUUUGGCUGGAGCCGGUUUGUCCCCGAGGGUCUUCAGUGUUCCUGCACCGUGGGCACCAAAUAUUACAGCGAGUACUAUACCUGGUUUCUCUUCAUUUUCUGCUACACUGUGCCUUCUCUCUCCCUCAUCUGCUUCUCCUACUCUCAGCUGCUGGGGGUCUUCAGAGCUGUUGCAGCUCAGCAGCAGGAGGCAGCUACAACCCAGAAGGCUGGGCGGGAGGUGAGCCACAAGGUGGUGAUGAUGGUGGGAUCCUUCUGUCUCUGUUACACGCCCUACGCUGCCCUGGCCAUGUAUAUAGUCAACAACCAUAACCACGGGGUGGACUUACGGUUUGUCACCAUUCCUGCCUUCUUCCCCAAGAGUGCUUGCGUCUACAAUCCCAUCAUCUACUGCUUCAUGAAUAAGCAGUUCCAAGCUUGCAUCAUGGAGAUGGUGUGUGGAAGGCCCAUGACAGAUGAGUCUGACAUGUCUAGCUCCCAGAAAAUGGAAGUUUCUACCGUCUCUUCUAGCCAAGUUGGCCCCAUACUGGCCUGUUUGCAGCAACAAGGAUUUUACAUUUAA